Molecule: messenger RNA, 3754 nt
Organism: Nothobranchius furzeri (turquoise killifish)
Lineage: Eukaryota; Metazoa; Chordata; Actinopteri; Cyprinodontiformes; Nothobranchiidae
Product: G2/M phase-specific E3 ubiquitin-protein ligase
Molecular function (GO): ubiquitin-protein transferase activity
Source: RefSeq, a predicted model, not a curated record
UUCUCAAACAUUUUCCAUAAGUCUGAUAUUGUUGUCUGAUUUCAGAUAUGAAGAAGCCAGCAGGAGAGCAGCAAGUCUAAUACAGGAUGCUGUUCAGUGCCUCAUUCCUUUGGUGACCGAGAAACAAUCAGAGAAGCAGUCUUACCAGUGUAUAGCUGCUACUCAAAGGGAGGAGACAAAGAAUGCAAUCAAUGAAAAUGAUCGUCCCUUUAACAUGUUGAGCCCUCAGCCGUGUACCUCGUCUAUCAGCGCGCCUCGCUUUGCUUCCACUGAGCCUCCUCCUUACCCUGGACCAUCAAGACAAGAUAUGAUUCAGUCCAGGAUGUCUGCCUUAUUUAGGCCAUAUCCUAAACAAACGGGCCCUAAGAAACUCCACUUAAAAAGAAAGUAUGAGACGCCUUGGUCCCAUGACUUCUUCUGCCUCUCUGAUCCGGAGUCUGACAUGUCACCACCUCUUGAGGAGCGAUGCAUUCUCCAGACUAUGGGUUUGGGUAGAAGAAAGGUGACCUUCCCAAAUAAUAAUGGGACACACAAAGAUUUUGUUGAAAAUCUCACCAAUGCAUACCCUCAGCUUAUGGAUGCAGGGGGCUUUAAGUUGAUGCGGUGUGGACGGAACAGAGUGUUGUUCGACAUACCAAUGCCCUCCUCAGGUUACAGUGUGAGGUAUUUGAGGUUGGAGAGUGGCCUGAAUAAGGCCUUGGCCUACAUUGUGCCACUUCAAGGGAAGCUUGCCCAAAUCAACGAACACAAACCAAACAGUUCAAUGGACACUGUGCUGGAGAAGUGCAAGUCUUGCAAAGAGGACAUCCCCCUUUAUAAGCUUGAGAAUCACUUCAACGAAUGUGAGGGGUCAUGCAUUGACCUAACCGAUGAAAAGGAUGUAGAGACUGAAGGUGUGACCGAGAGUGAAGAGGAUGAUGUGGAAGUAUCCGAGGAGACAAGUGAAGAAGAGCUUGAUAAUGUGACAGUUCAAUCUGCACUUGAAGAGUCUAUAUUGACGCUGAACCAAAAUGUUCCUGAGCCAGCUGUUGAGGAUAAGGACACUCCAGGCACAAAUGAGCGAAACAUUGAGAAUAUUCUCAAAGAACUGGAGAAGGCAAUUGAAUAUGGAGAUGAAAGUCCUGCAUCGUAUGUAAGUGUGUGCAGAUCUCGGAUCUGGAUGGGUGCAAGACUGGCUCUUAGCCGGAAGUCAUUUCAACCUCAUUGGCGCAUCGAUGUCAAGUUCAUGGACGAUGUUGGAAAAGCUGAAGGAGCAGUUGAUUCAGGGGGACCAAAGCGGGAGUUCUUCACCCUUGUUUUGGAUUAUUUGCAUGGUAGUGAGCUGUUUGUAGGACCAGAAAACAGCAAAUUCAUAUCUUACUGCAGUUCAGCUAUGGAAAGAGAUGACUACUUCUACGCCGCAAUGACCAUUGCAAUGUCUCUAGUCCAUGGAGGACCUGCUCCCCGGUUCUUCUCCAGAACUCUAUUCCAUGCACUCACAGAGUCACCAGAGAUGACAACGGUGACCAUUGACGAAGUUCCAGAUUUGAAAUUGAGAGAAGAUCUACAGAAGGUUUGUUCUGGUGAAGUUCCUGAGAACCUUGAAGACACCAUUGACUUGGCAGGGUCACGACGCAACUUGGCAACACCUGAAAAUGCACAAAAAAUGGCUCUGGACACUGCACACUGGUACAUCUUUGGCAGAACACGGUCUGCAUUUGAGAGGUUCAAAGAUGGCUUAAAGACCCUGGGUGUUUAUUCUGCCAUGAUGGAAAACAAGGAGUUCUUCUUGAAGAUCAUGUGUCAUCACGACAACCGAAUAACAGCCGAAAACAUCAAAAAUGCAUUCAGACCUGUGCUACACACCCCUGGGUCCAACAAGCGUUCCACUGAGAACUUGAUACUCUGUCUGUGGGAAAACUUCAUCUUGGAAGCAGAGGAUGAAGAUUCAGAUGUCUCGUUGGAGAUGAUCCUGUUUUUCUCCACUGGCUUGAAAUCCUUUCCUCCACUUGACCUAAGGCCCAGUCCAACUCUGUGCUUUCUACAUGAUCCUGAGGAAUGUGGGGAGUUUUCCAAAUACCCAAAAGCUAACACAUGCACAAACCGGCUGUAUCUCCCCAUAGUCCACACAACAUACCAAGAAUUCAAAAGCCACAUGGUUUUUGGGAUUGGUGCAAGUGAAGGGUUUGGACUAUCAUAGUUAUUAAAUGAUUGUUCCUUUGUUCAAGGUUGGCUAAUAGAAUUAUUUUGAAAUGUUUUAUUCAUAUUAGCCUUUGCAUUUUAGGUGCCAAUUUCUCCCACAGAAAACAGUUUUAUUGGUUAGAGUACAGAUUUUACCAAAUGUGCUCCAUUGUUCUCAUUCUGAUUCUAUUGAGUCUAUUGUUUUGAAUAUUUGUUUGUCCACACAAGUCAGCCUCAGUGAAUGGGGCAAUGACUUUGAGGGAUCUUUACCCGCCUCUGAUUCCACUGCUGACAUUGUCGUGCCAGAGCAUCCAGACUCAUUAAUAUAAAAUGUCAACAGAUUGUUGGACAGAAUAGACCCGUUAACAGCCAGCUCAUGUUUUGGAGCAGAUUUGUACAUGGAAGCACUGCGGCUGGCUGAAUUUUUGAUGGCAACAUUAAAAAAAUCUUUAGCUCACUACUGCAGAGUGUUCUGUAUUUCUUCCACUUAAGUGAUUUUUAUUGAGGCAUGAGUACUUGUAGCACUACAUGAAUGUCGUUCCUAUACCUUUUUGAAUGAACAACCAGCCCUUAUUAAACAAACUGCACCAAAAUGCAAAAAUACUGACUACACAUCUACAACACUGUUAAGACAGUCAUUUUUAUCAGUAAAAUAUGUGACUUUCUUGUGAUAUUGGUGAAUUUCUUUAAUCUACAAAAACUUAUUGAAGAAGUGCUACAGUUUUAUUGAGCUUUAAAUUUGAAUACAUUAGCAGGCGGUGACUUAGGAUACUGACUAAUUAAAGUUCUUUUUCCACUUUUAAAAUUCAGGUCAAACUCCAGCUGUUUGUUGUAGUAAAGUUUGACUUACUGUGUGUGGUAUAAAGUAUAAAUUCAGCCAUACUCUAUUUUUCUUUUGACAAGAUCAUCUGAGGAGAAAACUUCACAUCCCAUAACCUUCAGCAGAGACAACAGUAAGUUUAGUGCAACAAAACUAUUGUUCCCCUAAGGGAAAUGAUUAUCAGACACAUUUUACAUAUAUAGUUUUAAUAAAGAUAACAUCACAAUUUUAAUAAUUACUAACCUGUAAUUCAAUACAAAGGAUUUAAAAUUCAGAGAUGAAAAGUACAUAUUAGUUAGCUCUGGCUUUUUCUCUGAUAUGUGCAAAAAACUAUUUAAAAAGAAAACGCCAUCAACAUGUAAUUAAUAGAAUGGAGUUUACGCAGCACCUGAUCAAUGCUAACAGGCUGUCAGCUUUACAAUAUGCUUAAAGUUAAUCUGUAGAACAGUGUGUUCUGUCAAAGAAGCAACUGUGAUUGCUGGUCUCACCGUAUGUCAUACGUUUAAUAAAAGUUAAAACAAAAAAAAAAAACCGCAUCUAAUAAAGUGACUCUCCGAGACAUGCUAAUGGCUAGCCUCUCCGAUGCUAACGCCAGCCUAUCCAUGCUAAUGGUCCGUCGAGGAGGUAGGAAAUCCAGCUAGUGGCCAGCCUAGGCACGCUUAUGGCUAGCCUCUCCGAUGCUAACGCCAGCCUAUCCAUGCUAAUGGUCCGUCGAGGAGGUAGGAAAUCCAGCUAGUGGCCAGCCUAGGCACGCUUAUGGCUAGCCUCUCCGAU